This is a messenger RNA of Dryobates pubescens (Downy woodpecker), 885 nucleotides long. It is a transcript of the gene RNF186, whose product is annotated as ring finger protein 186. The record is from RefSeq and is a predicted model, not a curated record. The transcript has a single exon. Gene Ontology annotation, biological process: protein ubiquitination. NCBI's taxonomy places the organism in Eukaryota, Metazoa, Chordata, Aves, Piciformes, Picidae. Gene Ontology annotation, molecular function: ubiquitin protein ligase activity. The coding region runs from base 1 to 885 and encodes 294 amino acids.
AUGGAGAGAUCCACCGAGAAGCCAAACAAUGCCCCCGGGCUACCACAGGCUGGGCAGGACGGCCCUGUGCCCGCAGAGGGGAGCAGUGGGGGACCCCUCAGGGCAACUGCUGCAGGCGGGAACAGGCUGGAACUCACUGGAGAAGGCACUAAAGAAACGGAGAGUCCUGCAGGCACGGAGCAAGGUGGUCCUGACACCUUCGCAGCAGCGCCCGCGGAAGGCGAGUGCCCGAACUCAAAGCCUCUCCUUACGGGCUCCAAGCCUCCCGCGGUGUGCAGCUUCGCGACGAGCCCCCCGAGCUCACCCCCGGCACACACGGACAUGGACUGCCUGAUCUGCUUCAACAAGUACAACAUCUACAGGGUGCCCAAGCUCCUGGAGUGCCAGCACAGCUUCUGCGCCGUCUGCCUCAAGCUGAUCCUGCGGCGGGAGCAGGGCGCCUGGCUCAUCACCUGCCCCCUCUGCAGGAAGGCCACCGCGGUGGCAGGCGGCCUCAUCCGCACGCUGCAGGACAAAGAGGACAUCAUGGAGCACUUGGAAAGCCCAGACUCAAACCUGGAGGUGCACAUCUCUGCCCUAGGGCUGGACAACACCAGCUGGACCCUGAGCAGCCAAGACACUUUGUACAGAGAGGACACUGCCCCGGCAGACAACAGGCUGGCCGUGCAGAGGCUGGUGCUGCUGCUGCUGCUGCUGGUGAUCCUCACCAUCCUCAUCCUCCCCUUCAUGUACUCUGGCCUGAUCAAAUGGGUGAUUUGCCUGAUGCUCACCCUGGGCUUGCUCAUGUCGAUGGUGCUUUGCUGCACUCCUAAGCUCUACUGGAGGUGUAACAGGGACUCGCUCACCUCCUGCCACAAGGAGACCCACAUCGCUGCCAUCGCCUGA